This is a messenger RNA of Dipodomys ordii (Ord's kangaroo rat), 1475 nucleotides long. RefSeq names its product heat shock protein, alpha-crystallin-related, B6 (gene Hspb6). The transcript has 3 exons. Gene Ontology annotation, biological process: protein refolding; response to heat. Gene Ontology annotation, molecular function: protein folding chaperone; structural constituent of eye lens. The record is from RefSeq and is a predicted model, not a curated record. The coding region runs from base 240 to 728 and encodes 162 amino acids. NCBI's taxonomy places the organism in Eukaryota, Metazoa, Chordata, Mammalia, Rodentia, Heteromyidae.
AGCUGAAAAGAAAAUUGAAUUGAGAUUUCCCUGGGGUCCUCUCCGAGGCAUCCAGUAGGCGCCUAAUGAAUGGCUAAGUCAUUAUCGGGUUUCUAAAUAAGGAUACUAAUGGCCGAGUCUGGCCACGAUCCAGAUGUCCCGGAGAGGCCAGGCCAAGGGGCUGGCACCGGGCACACUAUAAAUAAGCAGCUGGGGACGAAGGGGAAUCGUAGAGCCCCGGACGGCGGCAGAGGAACAGGAUGGAGAUCCCGGUGCCUGUGCAGCCGUCUUGGCUGCGUCGUGCUUCGGCUCCAUUGCCGGGAUUUUCUACUCCGGGACGUCUCUUUGAUCAGCGUUUCGGCGAAGGGCUGUUGGAGGCAGAGCUGGCUGCGCUCUGCCCUGCCGCGAUCGCCCCCUAUUACCUGCGUGCCCCCAGUGUGGCACUGCCCACUGCCCAGGUGUCCACGGAUCCCGGCCAUUUCUCGGUACUGUUGGACGUGAAGCAUUUCUCCCCAGAGGAAAUCGCUGUCAAGGUGGUUGGUGAUCACGUCGAGGUGCACGCGCGCCACGAGGAGCGCCCGGAUGAGCAUGGGUUCAUUGCCCGCGAGUUCCACCGUCGCUACCGCCUGCCUCCCGGUGUGGACCCCGCGGCCGUGACCUCGGCGCUGUCCCCCGAGGGCGUCCUGUCCAUCCAGGCCGCACCAGCUCCGGCCCAGGCCCCACUGCCAUCACCGACUGCAGCCAAGUAGGAGAUGCGGAGCAUCUGAAUCCUGAGAGCCACUUGGGCUCUUUUGAAAAAAGCCUAUCUGACUCCGCCUAGCCAGACCCCCGACGGCGCCAAGACAGCCCCUCUGACCCAACCCAAAUUCUGCCUUGUACUGGGCCUUGACGGCCUAGCCUGGCCAGCCUCAGACCGCCCCCUCAACCCAGCACCCCACCCCACUUUCUUGGCUUAUAUCCCUCUAGGGCUCCCUCCUGCAUUCCUGAUUCCAAUGAAAUAUCUGCCCUCCCCCCAACAGAUGAUAAGAGUGUAAACACCCCCCCAUUCCCUUCUAGUCAGGCAAAAACUCCCUCACCCCUCCACAUGCCCCAGACUGCAAGGGAUCUCCCACUGCAGACAGACCAGGCCUUGUCCCCAAGACUCUAGAUCCUGCCCUCAAAGACACUCCCCUACCCCAAGCCUAUUUUCUUACCUGAAACCCCAGCCACUCACCCACAUUCUUGAAUUCCUAUUAGACCCCUUCUACAGACUCCCAAUCCUUAGGAAAACUAAACAGGCCAAACAGGACCCCAACUUCAAACUGUAGAUUUCUCAGACUAGGUGCGUGUGCUACGUUCCCCUCCCAACUCACUAGCAGUCUUGUCCAGAAUUCCAGACCCUCCAGCCUGAUAGAUAUUCUAGACAACGCCCUCCAACUCCACAUACUCCAAGAGCCAACUAAGCAGCCAGCUUUCAUUCCCACAGCCUGGCUUCCUGUCACUAAUAAAGAUGUUAG